UAAUCAUUGAUUCAAUAAUCACCCGCUAAUUAGCAGGCACCAAGUAUUCACCUCUGCACAAAUUCUCCCGCCGUCUAUUUGGGCCUAGGGUUUUCAAAUUCGCUUCCCUUUCUUUUUCUGACGGAUUACCUGCACUCGCGCAUGGAUGCCGUUUGAGUAUGCGAGCAUGCCUAUAAGAGUGCAUGAGAACGGCGGAGGAUUUGACAUCAGCUCCCGCGAUUUGGCGAUGGUCAGUACGGAGGAAAUUUCCACGGCGGUAAAUAGUCAGUCCUUGCUGCUGCUGCCGCCGACAGCCAGGACUAGUGAGCUCACCAUUUCUUUCCAAGGCCAACUCUACGUGUUUCCUGCUGUUACUCCGGAAAAGGUGGAAGCAGUGCUGUUGCUCCUGGGAGGUCGGGAGAUGCCAACCAGUAUUCCCAGCUCUGAAUUACUAUUACAAAUAAAUGAUAAGGGUGUAGAUGAUGAUUUGAGCCAGCCUACAGUUUCUCGGAGGAUCGCGUCAUUAUUGAGGUUUCGUGAGAAGCGGAAAGAGAGAUGCUUUGAUAAGAAGAUGAGAUACUCCUGCCGGAAAGAAGUUGCUCAGAGGAUGCUUCAGAAAAAUGGUCAAUUUGCUUCUGUUAAGGAUAUGUCCAAAAUAUCUGAUGAUAAUUGGGAUUCCGGCAACAGCACUCAACCAGUACCAGUUGUGCAUAGAUGUCAACAUUGUGGAGUUUGGGAAACUUCAACUCCAGCAAUGCGUCGGGGUCCAGAAGGUCCAAGAACACUAUGCAAUGCUUGUGGAUUAAUGUGGGCAAACAAGGGUACUCUGAGAGAUCUUGCAAAGGAAGGUGAACAUGUGUUCGAACAAAAUGAACUAGUAUGUGAUGUGUUUGAAUCUCUAGAAUGCAGUCCUCAUGCUAAUGAAACAACUGAUUCAUACUGCAACCAGGAUGAGGAGUUGAUUGGUAUUACUGAAAGAAUUGCUGAUGAUUCAGCAAUUGGAAUAGAGCAUCAAUCUGCAAAUCUUGGUGAGCAGGAGAAAGGACCUAAUACUAAUUUGGUGCAUCUAGUUGCAUCUAGGUGAUGGUGAACACACGUGCUGUUUGCAUGCAUAUAUUGUCACGAAUAUUUCACUGUGAAUAGAAGGAACCUGGUUGUGAUUUGUCUAAGCCACGACCAUGGAAUGGUGAAUUUGACUUAAUUGCAUAAUCAUUUGGUUGUCAAGUGGGGUUAUUACUUCAAGAACUUCAACAAAUAGUCGACAAAUACUGGCCAACCAUAACCAGUAUGAGCUUAUGGAGUAGUAUUAUGUUAUGUAUUCCAUCACUGAAGAAAUUUCUCUAAUCAAUAAAUACAUGUUCACAUUUUCCAUGUCUUUAUCACAGUCGAUGGCAUUAUGGG
Messenger RNA from Salvia hispanica, 1380 nucleotides. The record is from RefSeq and is a predicted model, not a curated record. NCBI's taxonomy places the organism in Eukaryota, Viridiplantae, Streptophyta, Magnoliopsida, Lamiales, Lamiaceae.